AUGUUCACAAUAUAUCAAAUGAUGAACAAAUACAAACAACUUCAGUCAGCUAAUAUCAAUCCGGAAAAACUUGCUGACAAAUUAUAUAAGCCUAUUACACGUGAUGAGAUCCGAAAUAGAAUGAUUGCUAUUGCUAACAGCAUACACCUUGCUAAAGUUCUCGAAUUCGCCAAAAAAGCAUACACUUGUGUCGCCAUCGAUGAAGGCAAGACAUAUGAUUACCACAAUCUUGAUUUUGUCUUAACAAAUCCGUUGGAGCAAAUGAAGCCAUACCCAGUAGAGGCGAUAGAUAUGAAGGAUGGCCAGACAAGUCAGGAUUAUAAAUCCGCAAUAACAGCAGGAUUUAACAGAAUUGACAUUAGGAAAGUCAAGAUAGGUAGUGUGGUAGUUGACGGAGGACCAGCACAGUUAAAAUGCUUCAAAGAUACUUGGAAUGAUUCAUUCUAUCAUGACAGAGAUCCAAAAUACUACAAGAUAUUGCUUAUUCCCUGUUUGUGUCACAGAAUCCACAACAGCUAUCAAUAUAUUGCUGGCAAGAACAACCAGUUACAAAGUUUAGUAAAGGAUGUGCACAGAAUUGCAGAACUUUGUCGCAUUCAUGCUGACGAUAUAGGUGCACAAUGUCCACAGCAUGUAUCCACCAGAUGGAUAUAUGACUAUAAUAUAUGUGUCUUUAUUCUUAAGUACGAAAACAAAAUCAAGCAAUAUAUAAAUGUAGAUCACGAUAAAAUCGUACAAUUGAAAGAUUGUUUAGCUGUUCUUAAAAAGCUAAUCUUAGUAUUCGAAUCGGAUAAGGCAUUGUUGGCAAAUUGUUACAUUUGGCUUCGUAAAGCCAUAUCAGCUCUCAAUCUUUUGACAUCCAAUUUGCAUAAUGCAUUCGGAUCCAUCUUGGCAUCUUCAUUAGAUAGCUAUACCUUGGACUCUGACUUUGGUGGGCUAUGGUGUUUGACAUUCUCUCUCACGCCGAGAGGAAGGUUCUACUUCCAUAGAAA
Molecule: messenger RNA, 992 nt
Organism: Trichomonas vaginalis G3
Lineage: Eukaryota; Parabasalia; Trichomonadida; Trichomonadidae
Product: ribonuclease H-like family
Exons: 1
Source: RefSeq, a predicted model, not a curated record